Messenger RNA from Branchiostoma floridae (Florida lancelet), 1204 nucleotides. Its product is annotated as all-trans retinoic acid-induced differentiation factor-like. Gene Ontology annotation, biological process: positive regulation of osteoblast differentiation. The coding region runs from base 41 to 793 and encodes 250 amino acids. The transcript has 8 exons. Gene Ontology annotation, cellular component: intracellular membrane-bounded organelle. The record is from RefSeq and is a predicted model, not a curated record. Lineage: Eukaryota; Metazoa; Chordata; Leptocardii; Amphioxiformes; Branchiostomatidae.
CCAUCAUGCACCAAAUCUCGUUAGGGCCAAAUCUCACGAGAUGUGUGCAAAGGACGAGACUAGCAGACCAAAGAUGGCGAAACCCGGAAGAAGUUUCACCACAUUGUUGUUUUUUGUUUGUUGUCUAUUGUGUUUGUUGUUGACACGAGGACAGAAAGAUGAGAGAAUGUCCAUCUGUCAUCUGAGUUCUUGUGGCAGCCCCCUGGCCGAUGAUGGUAAGGUGUACGGGAUGUGUCAGGGCAGACAUGGACUACAGGUGUGGGGAAGGUGCUGUGUCAAUGUGACGGAAAACACUCACAACUUCACUGUUGGGUUGGACCUUAGUGGAUGCAACAUCCAUGAUGAAUUCUUCCAGGAGUCACCUCUUCUCACACUAACACAUCUUCAAGCACUGGUGCUCGACAACAACCCAAUUACUGUGCUAUCAAGUGAAGCUGUUGCUGGUCUGACAGAGCUUAAUUACAUAUCUGUACCGACCCAUUCCAACUGUUCUUGCCCCGGAGGUGAGGAGGCUUGGAACCACCUCAUCAGAUCAGUCAACACAACAUUGUGUUUGAAACAGACUUCCACAUGUACAAGAUACAAUGAGGCCUGUCCUGCAUCAAGUUCUCAUUGUGUAGAGGAUGGACCAGGUUUAUUCCUCUGCCUCUGUAAGGAGGGAUAUCAUGGAUAUAAAUGUCUAAGACAGGGCACUUUUCCAAUGUCAGCCUUCCUGGCAGGACUCGGGAGCAGCACUGUCAUACUGGCAGCUGUUCUGUGGGUGCUACUGAGACGACAUGUGAAGACUGCAUGAGCUGUACUCUAAUUACUAAUAGUAGCAGUGCAUCACUUUCAUCCUUGGUCAUUGUAUGACUUCAAUGUCAUGAGAUGUUAGAGCAGGCUGUGACAAAACCAAAGACACCAUUUUGCGUAAUAUACAGCUGAAUUUUGUAUGACACGUACAGCUGUCCAAAGAAUGCUCUAAGUUUGCUAUUGUAUGGCAAUCUUUACCAUCCUAAGCCAAAAAUGUUUCCCUGUGGAAAAUUUGUGGUACAUCAUACAUGUAUGUUCAAAAUGUAUCUUUUGCACUGAAUAUUGUAAUACAAUGUACAGUGAAAAUUCCUUGCUUUUUUACUAGCUAGUACUAGUAAUAUACUAAAUCCAAUAGUGUUCAUCAUAAUGCCCUUCCCACUGUUAAUAAAAGUGAAGAAUUCUAAGAGCAUGA